AUGCCAUUUUCGCCGAUGAACGAUCAAUUUCCAUGCAAAGCCAAUCCUUUGGACGGCUCUUGGCCUUCUGAGUCGGAGUGGGCAGCAUUGAACACCUCUCUCGACGGUCGCCUUCUGCGUACCCAGCCUAUUGCAUCUUCCUGCUGGCACACUACCAACUUGGACUCGCCAUUCUCUUGCUCAGCUGUUCAAGCCAACUGGAGCUCAGGUCUCUUCCAUGCGUCAACGCCCGAAUCUAUCGACGCCUCAAUCUUCGCCAACAAUUCAUGCCUUCCAUCUGGGGUCGAUGGCUAUCUGGAAGGCAAAGGCUGCAGGCUUGGUGGACUCCCAUCCUAUAUUGUGAAUGCGACGACCGAGCAGUAUGUCGCGACGGCGAUGAAGUGGGCCACGGACCACAAUGUCAGAAUCGUGGUCAAAGGAACAGGGCAUGACCUCAACGGACGUUCGAGCGGAGCCUAUGGAAUCUCCAUUUGGACUCGUCACUUCAAUCACCUCAAACGUCAUACCACAUGGAAGGUACCCGGCUCGAAUCGAACAGAAGAUGUCUUCAUUGCAGGCAGCGGACUGAUGUGGGGCGAUGUCCUCCCAGAAGCCCUUCAUCAAGGUCGUGUCGUCACAACAGGUCAGGACCCAAGUGUUGGUUUGGGUGGGUACAUCCAAGGUGGUGGCCAUGGCCCAUUGGCAAACACCUACGGCCUGGCUGCACAACAAGUACUUCAAGCCACUAUUGUCACAACUGAAGGCCAAAUUCUCGUCCUCAACGAGUGCGAAAACACCGAUCUCUUCUGGGCCAUUCGCGGAGGCGGUGGCGGGCAGUAUGGUGUAGUCACAGAAUAUGUGAUCAAAUAUCAUCCUGCACCGUCAAAUGUGGUCACGGGGACACUUUCUCUCGCUCCUGUCGACGAGAGCAGGGCCAAUGCGUCUUGGAACGGAGCCGCAGUACUGUUUCGUCACCUGCCCGAUCUUAUGGAUGCCGGUCUCGCCGGGGCAAUGAGCAUGGCAUCAGGAUCCACUGCAUCCAGAUUCAAUCCAUCUUUGCCCAAUGGCACCAACGGCGCCUCGGUCACUCAGGUUUUCUGGGCUUUCAACACGACCGCUGAACAGGUGCAGGAUCUGGUUCGCCCAGUCAUUGACAAGAUGCGCGUCUAUGGCAACAAGAGCACUUUGUCCAUCACUUUCGAUCCGAAAGAUGUGGGUGACUACUCAGCUUUCUACAGUGCCAUCUCUGGCAGCAACACGGCGGGCCAAGGCGGCAUCUCUUCUAGUCGUCUGCUCGGCCGGGAUGAGCUUCUGGAGUCGCGCCACGACUCGCUAGUCUCGUACCUACGCCGCACAACCGCCGCCCAGAAUCAAACCGCAGGGACGUUCCUGACUGUCGGCCUAUCCGGCGGCCCAGGCGUCAUCAACACACCCGACUACCGCUGGGGUGCGUUGAACCCAUCUUGGCACAAAGCGUACCUGCACUUGCUCGUGGGUGGUGCAUCGACAAGUCCCAACGAAACUACCUCUCCCAGUCAAGCCCUUUCGAAGAAUGCCGAGUGGAUCGAGGAGAACAAAGAGAAGUUGUGGCGGAAGUGGGCGCCUGACAUGGGGGCAUACAUGAACGAGGCCAAUCCGUACAACAGCAACUGGAAGCAAGACUUCUAUGGCUCGUCUUACCACAGACUCCUGGAGAUCAAGAAGAAGUACGAUCCCGCUGAAAGCUUGUUCGUUUUGUCGGGCGUGGGUAGUGACGGCUGGAAAUAUGACCUACAGGAUGGAACCCUGUGUCGAGUCUAG
Molecule: messenger RNA, 1779 nt
Organism: Zasmidium cellare ATCC 36951
Lineage: Eukaryota; Fungi; Ascomycota; Dothideomycetes; Mycosphaerellales; Mycosphaerellaceae
Exons: 3
Coding region: 1-1779 (592 amino acids)
Molecular function (GO): oxidoreductase activity; FAD binding
Source: RefSeq, a predicted model, not a curated record